Molecule: messenger RNA, 510 nt
Organism: Magallana angulata
Lineage: Eukaryota; Metazoa; Mollusca; Bivalvia; Ostreida; Ostreidae
Product: fucolectin-like
Exons: 4
Coding region: 1-510 (169 amino acids)
Source: RefSeq, a predicted model, not a curated record
AUGUCCACAAACCUGGAGAUGAGGGACACUCCGUCAGGGAGCAAGAAUAGGGUGGAAUCAAGAGGGACCAGAUUGUCUACAAAUUCAAACUUGUCAGCAGUAGCUAGCUCAACAUACAUUGAGCGUCCGAUAUCGGAACUAGAAUAUCCAGCUUCCAAUGUUCUAGAUGGAAUUUACGACAACGGCUGCAAACGCGUUAAAGUAUACAGUUCUGUCAAUGAAAAAAAUCCAUGGUUAGAAGUAGCAUGGUUAGAAACAAUAACAAUUUGGAGAAUAAUAAUCUACAAUCGUUAUGAAUGUUGUGGUUUUCGUUUGGUCAACUUAAAUGUCACAUACAAAAACAACAGGGCUACCGGCAUUUGUGGCUUUAAUCCGGGUUUCUUGUCACGUGACAGUGAUAGCCUUCUGUUUUACUGUCCACCAGAAGCUCAUGCUACUUCAGUAAAGCUCCAAAUCCAAUCUAAGCCAGGACAACUUAUGGAAAUGAAUUUGUGUGAAGUUGAAAUUUAG